Molecule: messenger RNA, 674 nt
Organism: Nicotiana attenuata
Lineage: Eukaryota; Viridiplantae; Streptophyta; Magnoliopsida; Solanales; Solanaceae
Product: heavy metal-associated isoprenylated plant protein 16
Exons: 1
Coding region: 126-341 (71 amino acids)
Source: RefSeq, a predicted model, not a curated record
AGGCUUUACUAAAGCACAACAUUUUUUGUACACAAACAUAGUGGGACUAAUUUAAUCUUAACUACUAGUGCUACUGCUUCAAGACAGGUAGAAGGGAGAGAGAGAGAGAAAGAGAAAGAGAGAGAAUGAAGUUCUUGUUCCAAUGUCCAUGUUGUUCUUGUUUCUGCUUCAUGAAGCCACAGAAAGGCAAACCAAAAGCUAAAGUGGAAGAAGCCAAACCUAAAGAUAAGAAGGUGGAAGAAGCUAAACCUAAGGAAAAGAAGGUGGAAGAAGCCAAACCAAAAGAAAAGAAGGUGGAAGAAGCCAAACCAAAAGAGAAGGAAGAAAGCAAACCAGAAUAAUGAUAGUAGAGGCAAUGGCAAAUGCAGCUAUAUUAUUCUACUAGAAGUAUUGUUCUUCAUUUCCUUUACUGCUUGUUAUAAUUUUUAUGGUGUUUCCAAUUUCCAUCCUUAUGGUGUGCAAUCUUUAACACUUCUUUGGAAAAUGCUAGUACUAUUUCUCCUCCUAAUGUAUUUUUAUAAGAAAAUAAUUGCACUUUAUUCACUCCGAAAGGCAAAAGUAGUACUUUUGUUGCUUGAAGGGUGCUCGUACUUGAGCAACUCACUCUUGUCUACUUGUGUUGCUUGGAUUCUUAAAAAAUAUCACUCCUAACUUUUGGAGGAUCCUACACACAA